This is a messenger RNA of Patella vulgata (common limpet), 1342 nucleotides long. RefSeq names its product ubiquitin-conjugating enzyme E2 variant 1. The transcript has 4 exons. Gene Ontology annotation, biological process: protein K63-linked ubiquitination; DNA damage tolerance. Lineage: Eukaryota; Metazoa; Mollusca; Gastropoda; Patellidae. Gene Ontology annotation, cellular component: nucleus. Bases 127 to 549 code for a protein of 140 amino acids. The record is from RefSeq and is a predicted model, not a curated record.
AACAUUUUUUUUUUUCUCCGUUUUAUAUUUUCCUUACAUUAGACUUGGUUAUCAAGACUAACUGCGUUCUGUACAUUUCAACAAUAAGUCCUGUAAAACCAGUCUAUCCAAUUCAUAGAAACAAACAUGGCGUGUCGUCCUGUGGUCCCACGAAAUUUUGUCUUGUUGGAUGAAUUGGAAGCUGGUCAGAAAGGUACAUCGGAUGGUACAAUUAGUUGGGGUUUAGAAUCAGAUGAAGACAACACACUAACUCAUUGGACAGGAAUGAUCAUUGGUCCACCAAAGACAGCAUUUGAAGGGAGAAUAUAUCAGUUGAAGAUAACAUGUGGAGCCGGAUAUCCUGAAGAAGCACCGAUUGUGCGCUUUUGUACUAAAAUACAUGUAAAUAAUGUGAAAGAAUCUGGUUUGGUUGACCCAAAAAUAUUAGAUAGAUUAAAAAACUGGUCAAGAACAAAUACAAUUAAAGAUAUUUUACAAGAUAUAAGAAGUUCCAUGCAACAAAAGGAGAAUUAUAAACUAGCACAGCCUCCAGAAAAUACCUGCUAUUAAAUACAGAAAGAGAUAUAGAAGACAGGACAAAAGAGACUUGAUAAGGGAUAAAUAUGAAAUCAUGGUAAUUGUUAGGUUAGAGAUUUGAUGUUCCUAACAUAUUAAUAUAUAUGAAUACGAGAAAACUUGUAAAGCUGAGUUUGUAUUAAAGUUAAAAUUCAUUCUUACACUCGUAAUCUAUAUGAAUUGGUAUAUAAGAUGAGCUAAAUAUAACCAUUAAGUUCACCACUCAUUUUAUGUUUGUACAUAUUUAUCAUAUCUUGAUGAGAGAAUUUAAUAGUUUUAUUUAUCAAUGUCCACCUUACGCUCUGUUCACUAUGCUUAGUGCUAGAUCCUUUUAAUGUUAAUAACAUAUUUUGUUCCGUUCCUUAUUCAUAUUAACUUUGUUUAUUUUCUAAUUUUCGCUUAGAUAAAAUUGAUAUUUAAGUGUUAUGUAGAUUCAUUGAAAAAAAAUAAACUUGUCACUGAUUAUAAGUUUUAUGUAUUAAUGUGGUUUCCAUUAAGUUAUGUUGUUUUAAUUAUUAUAAUAGUAAUCUUGAUAUCAGUGUAUCUGAUUUUGAAGGGAAAGUAUUCCGAAGUAUAUGGGUGGCUGAAUUCAUUUUAAGUAAGCUUUCUUUCUGCCCAAAUUCUGUAGUUUAUUCAAGUUUCAUGAUUAGGCAUUGUGUAGAGUUCCAAUAUCUUUGAUGCUUUGCUUUGCAAUUUUUAGAGCUACAUGUAAAUUUGAUCCUUUAUAGCCACAGAAUUACAUAUAUAUUUACUGUAUGUUUUCUCAAUAAAUUGAAAAUGCAGUCUA